Messenger RNA from Gorilla gorilla gorilla (western lowland gorilla), 1683 nucleotides. Its product is annotated as sulfotransferase 1C1. The record is from RefSeq and is a predicted model, not a curated record. NCBI's taxonomy places the organism in Eukaryota, Metazoa, Chordata, Mammalia, Primates, Hominidae. The transcript is spliced from 11 exons. Bases 427 to 1383 code for a protein of 318 amino acids. Gene Ontology annotation, molecular function: sulfotransferase activity.
GUUUCCAGGAACCAGUGUUGACCAAGAGCAGCAAGCUGCUCCUUGUGGCCUCUGAGAUACCAGGUACAACCUGGAUGCAAGAAAUUUUGACUUGAUUCGAAAUGAUGGUGAUGUGGAGAAAUGCAAAAAAGCCACUUCUACAGACAGACACCCUUUCCUUGAACUAACAUUUCGCCUUGGAGAAAAACCUGAUUAUCUAUGUGGCCGGAAAUGCCAAGGAUUGCCUCGUGUCUUACUACCACUUUCACAGGAUGACUUUUUUAUUGCCUGAUCCUCAGAACUUUGAGGAAUUUUAUGAGAAAUCAUGUCAGGAAAAGAGAAUUUUAAACCUAUAGAAAAGUUGAAAAAGUGUGCAAAAAAUACAUUUGAACCCUCUUCUAGAUUUGCCAACUUAAUUUUGCUGCAUUUUCAACUCAAGUUUGCUGCAUGUACCCUUCCCCAAAGCAGCUGUCCAGUCCUCCCAGUAAGAUGUCCUUGGAGAAGAUGAAAGAGAUUCAGCUGGAGGAAAAAUAUCUAUACCCAGAAACUAGAGAAGUGAAUGGAAUCCUUAUGGCCAAAAUGAUUAGUGAUAAUUGGGACAAAAUCUGGAAUUUCCAAGCAAAACCUGAUGAUCUCCUCAUUGCAACCUAUGCAAAGGCAGGCACAACCUGGACACAGGAGAUUGUGGACAUGAUCCAAAAUGAUGGGGAUGUGCAGAAGUGCCAGAGGGCCAACACAUUUGACCGCCAUCCUUUCAUCGAGUGGACGCUGCCCCCACCCCUCAACUCAGGUCUGGAUCUGGCUAACAAAAUGCCUUCUCCUAGAACUCUGAAGACUCAUCUGCCUAUUCAGAUGCUACCACCUUCCUUCUGGAAAGAAAAUUCAAAGAUUAUCUAUGUGGCUAGAAAUGCCAAGGACUGUCUGGUUUCCUACUAUCAUUUCUCAAGAAUGAAUAAAAUGUUGCCUGACCCUGGUACAUGGGAGGAAUAUGUUGAGACAUUCAAAGCUGGAAAAGUGCUGUGGGGUUCCUGGUAUGACCACGUAAAGGGAUGGUGGGAUGCAAAAGACCAGCACCGCAUUCUCUACCUCUUCUACGAGGACAUGAAGGAGGACCCAAAGCGGGAAAUUGAGAAGAUACUGAAGUUCCUGGAAAAAGACAUAUCAGAGGAAAUUCUGAAUAAAAUCAUCUAUCACACCUCCUUUGAUGUAAUGAAGCAAAACCCAGUGACCAACUAUACCACUUUGCCCACCAGCAUUAUGGACCACUCCAUCUCCCCUUUUAUGAGGAAAGGGAUGCAUGGAGACUGGAAGAACUAUUUUACUGUGGCCCAAAAUGAAGAAUUUGACAAGGACUACCAGAAGAAGAUGGCAGGAAGCACCCUAACCUUCCGCACAGAGAUCUGAGAGCAGUCAGGGAGUCUGUCCUGGACUUUCUUACCAGAUUUUUGCCAUUUGAGCCUCAUGAUCAAGGACACUUAAAACAAAGACACCCUUCCUCCAGUCUGGAGCUGUUACACACUACCUGUAGAUGAUAAUACUUCAUCAAAAUGUAACCAAAUCCUGGGUAGAGUUUUUAAUUAAGAUACAUGAUCCCUCAUUUAGACACCAACCACAUAAUGUACUCCCCUGUCCUAAGGCAAAAUAAAGGCAAUUUAGUUCCAUCACUAGUUUACAAUAGUGAAAUAAAUAAAGAGAUAAAUAAGA